Messenger RNA from Lagopus muta (rock ptarmigan), 1353 nucleotides. RefSeq lists its product as uncharacterized. Gene Ontology annotation, biological process: protein monoubiquitination; protein polyubiquitination. Bases 379 to 1353 code for a protein of 324 amino acids. NCBI's taxonomy places the organism in Eukaryota, Metazoa, Chordata, Aves, Galliformes, Phasianidae. The transcript has 2 exons. Gene Ontology annotation, molecular function: ubiquitin protein ligase activity. The record is from RefSeq and is a predicted model, not a curated record.
AACCCUACAGGAUAGCUGUUCUACGUAAAUUCCCCAUUAAAGUUGAUGCUUAGUAGGGACCGUGAGUGCUAUUUCACCUUAAGCCAUCCAAAAGGAAUUCAUGAAGGUUACACACCCACCCCCUCCCCACAGGUGGGGCGCGACACUCAGAAAGAAGGAUAUUCCCAAGCUGAUAAUGGAAGAGACUCCCAAAAGGCACCAAGAAAACGCUGACAGAAGAGGAACGAGGGAAAGAUCGACCGGGCGUUCCUGAAGGAAGAAGAGGAGAAUGCCAAACCCGAUUUCUACGUAACACGGCGAGAUACCACCGCUGCAGCUCCGGUGAAGGAGAGCAACUUGUCAUCCUUGGUUCUCCCAGCCAGCUGCAGUGAGAAGACCAUGGCCGUAGAAGAAGAGGCAUGGACAUGCGCCAUCUGCCGUGAUGUGCGACAGGACAUCGCCUACGCGAGUCCUUGCAAUCACACGUUCUGCCUCGGCUGCAUCCAGCGCUGGGCAAGGCUGAGAGACAGCUGCCCGCUGUGCAGAACGGCCAUGAAGACCAUCCGGGUCUCUGUGCGGGGAGACAACGAGUACGUGGAGUGCAUCGUCUCCCCGCCCGCAGUGCCUGUGCCCGUCAGCUUCGGCGCCACCACCAGCCCCAGCGGCACUGCGGCAUCCGCUCCACCCUCUGCACCACCGUCCCCUGAGCCGAUGGCCGCAGAGCCGGAGAGAGUGGGCGGCCUCCUGCCGGAGGUCUGGGCAGCACUUUUCCGGGAGAGACGUGACAUCCUCGACCCGGUGCUGCCCUGGCUGGAGCAGGAACUCCGCCGCAACGGGGAGCCGCGCUGGUGGAAAAUCAACUGGCUGAAGAGCAUGGUCCUGGCGUUCCUGUGCCAGGUGGGGCCGAACAGGGACAUCCUAGUGCAGUGCGCACAGCACGCCCUGGGGCCCAUCACCGCACCGCUCGUCGACGCUCUCAUUGGAACCAUCGAGAGCCGGUGCAGCCAGGAGGCCCGGAGGCUGCUGGGCCUCGAAGACCCCAGUGGCACCCAGGAGCAGGAGGACGGCCCCGCAGCCCAAUCCAGUGCCCCGCAGGAGGCUGUCGGCCCCAGCGCCACACCAUCCAGCCGCUCCGCGGGUCCCCACGUGGAGGAGCUCCCCGGCACGUCCAGCGGGGCCCUCGGAGGGGGUCCUGGUGAGCCGGGUCCCGAGGCAGCUGGUCCCGCUGACCAGGGCCGCAGCCGUGGCUCCUCUGCUUGCGGCCGGGGCAGGAAGCGCUCGGCUGGGAGGUCCCUGCGCCCCACAAAGAGGAGGGCCAGCAGUGCCCAGCGCGCUCCUCUGCCCUGCAAGAGGCGGCCACCCCGGCGCCGCUAG